AUGUCAUCUUAGAAUUAUAUAUCAUCUAAAAAUAAUGUAAACGCAUAAAACUAAAAUCCCUUUUCAAGUUAACAAUCUUAAAUGCAUCCUAGCACAGAAUAUUAUGACUAUUAAACAGCUUAGUUUAUUAAAACCCAUACACAUAUAUAGAAUAAUAAUAAUAUAAACACUUUAAUAACUAACAGCAACAAUAAUAUCAAUGGUAACUUAAAUGGAGCUAAUACAUUUUUAGCAAAUAGUUAGCAAUCUUCUUCAAAUUAAAAUAAAAAAUCAGUUGCUUCAAAAAAAAAUUCAAUAGGUAAUAGAGAGAAAAUUGAACCUAUGAUGACAGCUAGCAUAAACCAUAUGAUAAUUAACAACUAAAGUAUGUGCUAAGGAUUGAAUGAAGAAAGUAUGGAGAAAUCAAACAUUAGUUAAUUUGCUGGUGUUAAUAAUGCAGCAAACCAAAAGGUUGAGUAGUUUUUAUUGAAAAAAAAAUAAGAAAAGAGUAGAUUUAAAGAAGUUUUAAGAAGUAGAAACAUAUUAUUUUUAGCAAUAAUAAUUUUUGUUUAUUAAGCAGAUACAAUUUAUAUACAUACCUAAACAAUUAAGAACAUAGAGAUUAGCCUAGCUUCUAAAAUAUUUCUUUACAUAUUGAUUAUAUUAUAAACUACUAUUGCUAUUUUGUUCAUUCUUUUAGGAUGUAAAAAAUAAGACUAUUGUUAAAUAAUUUUAAAGUAGAAAUAGAGCUAUUUUGGAAUAUCAUAAAUCGUAUUAAUAAUUGCUUAUUAUGAAAGUGUGUCUAUAGCACUUGGAGUCGUAGAUGUUGUAUAAAAUUAAAUCACUGAUGAAUAGGAAAUCAACUUAAAGAUAGUUCUUUUUCGCUUUUUUAAUAUUUUAAUUUUAAAUGCAUCUUACUCAUUUCUUAUAAGAACUCAUAGAUUUAAGUUAUUUAUUUAUGCUUCUUAAUUGAUUUACUUUCCUCUCCGUUUUUUCAUGAUCAGUUUAAAGGGUAAUUACAUAUAAUUUUUAGUUGUACUGACUGCAUUUGUAGGAUUAUAUUUUUAAUCAAAGUUAUUAAAUGAACAUAUCAGCAUUAAAAAGUAAAUUUUAAUAUCAACAAAAUAUCAGAAGCUAAUUAGCGGAACAAAUUUUACAUUAAACAACAAAAAUAUUACAGCUAAUAACAAUAACGUCAUUAAUAAUAUGAAUAAUAAUGCAAACUCUUAAAAUAAUAAUUCGAGUAAUAAUAAAAACUAAAAUGCUGGUAGUUAUUUGUAAUAAAGUAACAAAGGAUCGCCUCCUGAAAAAGAUGAAAUCUAAGAUCUUUUAAAUAAGUAAAGUUUUAAUAAUUUCAAUAACAAUUAAAGCAUUUAAGGCUUUUAAGUAUCAUAUCCUUUCAUAUCUUAUCAUUAGUCUCAGUAAGGAAGUCAGUUACAAAAGUAAUAAUCCUUAGGGUAAAAUAUGAAUACUUAUUACAGUUAAAAUAAAAUUGAGGUAUAAAAUAUAAACAACACUAAUAAUAAUUAGUUGGUUUCAUAUAAUUCUCUCAAUGGUUCUUUAAUAAACUUAGAGAAACCUGCUACCUUGCUUGAAUAAAAUAACCACAGCUCAUAAAUAAUAUUCAAUAAUAAGAGAAGUUAGUUUGGAUAAACACAAAGCUCUUAACAUAUACAGAGCGGUUUUGAUUUAAAUAAUAAUUUUAUUAGUAAUGUCACUCCUAUUUAAAAUUAAAUAAUUAACUAAGGAAUAUAAAACAUUAUAAAAUCUGAAAAAAUGCAUUAAAUGAGUAAAAUUUCUGAGUAAGAUUUUGAGAAUGAUUUCUCCAAAAAUCAUUAUAAUACCUCAAAUCAAAUGUAAAAUUUUACUCAAAAUGGAUAGAGUAUGGUGGAGCAAAAAUCGUUGAUUGAAUAAGUUAUUGAAGUAGAUGGUAUUGUCGUUUUUGAUCAAGAAACACAAAAUGUCAUUUUCGCUAACUAGAAUAUAUUGGUGUUAUUAGAAACAGAUGUGAAUAGAGUACUUUAAGAGGUUAUGUCCCUAAAGUAGUUACACGUAUCAGUUGAUGACAAAUCUAAUAAAGAAAAUCUUGAAUAUUCAAAUACUUUCUUGCUAAAAAACUUACUCAAAGAUAACUCUAUAAAUCUUUUAAAUGCAUCUCCAGCAAUUGGCCCUUAAAAUAAUUCAACAAAAAUGUCUAAUAAAAUAGGAAGUAAUCCAUAACUAAAUAGAGUUAUCGAAGAAGAAAAUGAAUAAGACUUUAGUCCUUAAUUAAUAGUCAAAGGAGAGGUUGUUAAACAAGAGGGUGGUAAAGUAGAGUAAGUUAAUUUGUUUAAUUUUUCUGAAAAUAUGGUAGAAGAGUUAAGCAAACAAGGAACAGAUAAGAAAUCUUUAUCUAUGUUGGCUUCGGGAACAUAAAGCAACUAAGUUAAAAAUCAUCAAUAAAAUAAGCAAAAAUACCCUAAAUCUAAAUCUCAUGUUUACACUAAGUCUCGCUCUUAAAAUUACAAAGCAAAUCCGUUCUAUUUAUCUCCAAAUUAAGAAUUAUAGCCUGAUGAAGACGAAGGAGUUUCAGGAACAAAAACACAUAAAAAUGAAUCCACCUUUAAAAAAUUAUCCUGCGAUAAUACACAUUAGAAUCCUAUAUCAAACUUUGAUUUACCCUCUUAUGUACAAAAUAAUUAUGAUGGAUAAUCGUUCCUACAAAAUAGAUAGUUAAGAGAAUCUCAAGAUUUUCAAAUCCCUUCCUUUAUUUCUUCAAUUUCACACAUACCUCGUAAAAAUACAAACUAAGGAAGCUACACAACUUUUGAAAGGGAGAGAACUAACACACUGAAAGAUAUUAUGGAUGAUGUAAGAUCUAAGAGUGGAACCUUUUUGGCUUAAUAAAGAAAAAGCACUAUGACCUAGCAAAGGAAAAAAACUCUUAAUAAUAAGAAGUAGCUAAACUAUUCCUAAUAGCCAGAAACAGUUAUAAAUAAUAUGGUUUUGUGUAAGGAAAACACAUAGAAAAUUUAUGUGAUGAAAUAUUCAAUAGUGGAGCAUGCAGGUAAAGUUUUACACAUCAUUACAAUUAGAGACUUAUCAAAUGAAAUUUUUGAGUAAAUUCUCGAUAGGCAAAGUUCAGUUUUAAUAGAUGAACUGUACAGAUAUUUGAAUUUCACUGAGAUUUCUCAAAUUCUUGGAAAAUCUUUAAAAUAAAUUAAAAGCUUAAAAUACCAAAUUCAAAUAAAUGACUAUAAGCAAUUUAUUUCACCUUUAAAGCUUAAUUUAAAAUUAUAUAAAUACUUAAUGAGUGAUAUUUUUGACAUACGAUCUCUAUAACAUAGAUCAUUUGUUCUUAAUAAGGACUAUUUUGAUUUAUAACAAGAACUCAUUAAUGCUAAAAAAAUGACAGAAAAGUUAAGAAAUGAUAUUGUAUUUAAUUUUUAUUAUGAUAAAAUGAUCCCCAUUUAGAUAUUAAAUGACAAAGAGAGAAUUUCUCAGAUUUUAAUGAAUUUAUUAGUAAAUUGUUGCAAAUUAAUAAAAAAUAAUAAAAUCUUUUUGAAAGCUAAGCUAUGCAAGGAUUAAAGCCAAGUUAAAAUUAUAAUUUAAAACAGAGAAUUAAAAAAGUCAUAAAAGGAGCUAAUUUUAAAAUCUUAUCAAAGUCGUCUUAAUUCUCUUGGAUAUCAUUUUUUUAUUAGUAACUUAUUGGCAAAAUAAGUAUCCAAUUAAAUUCAUAAGCUUGAAAUUAUUAGUAAUAAAUAAGAAUAUGUUAAAUUUAAGUUUUUUAUUUACUUAUUCACUCAUGCUAGUUAAGAUAUUUCGUAAAUAAAUCUAAUUAAACCUUCUUUAAGUACAAACCCUCAACAAGGAAAAUCGAAUAAUACAAUGAGCAACGAAAACAAAAACUAAUCAAAUACACAAUAGUAAUAAUACAUUAAUAGUUUAUCACAUUUAGAUAUAGAUAUAGACGAUUAAAAUGAGGAAGACAAAAAGGAAUUAACUUAAAGAGAAGAAAAUAAAAUUGAUGAAAGUCCUCCUACUCAUCUAGACAAAGGUCAGAUUAAUAUAACAUCAAAUAUCAUUAAAGAUUCAAAAAACAGUUCUAAUGACAAUAAUCAAAAAUCAGAGCCAUCAGGUAAUUAGUAAAAAAGUAACAAAAAAACCCUUCAGCUGAAUUAAGAAUAAUAACAAGUUUUUAACUAAGAUUUUAAAAGUUUAAAGACUAUUUCUAACGAAGGUACAGAAAUUAGUGAGCAGAUUGAUAAACAAAAAAUCAAAGAUUUUGAUAAUUUUUAAGCAAAUUUUCCUAUGAAAUUUAUAUCAGAUCUAUAAUAAUAAAUUUGA
Messenger RNA from Tetrahymena thermophila SB210, 4305 nucleotides. Its product is annotated as transmembrane protein, putative. The record is from RefSeq and is a predicted model, not a curated record. The transcript is spliced from 3 exons. Lineage: Eukaryota; Ciliophora; Oligohymenophorea; Hymenostomatida; Tetrahymenidae.